AUGACUGACGCCAACACAAGGGACCCGUCCUCUCUGGACGGCACACCACGUCUGCCCCUGCAGGAAAGCGAGCCACGCCCCAGCAUUGUCGAAACCCCCUCAAGGCAAGUUCUCAAUGGAUCACAUGUUGCCAGAGAACGUCCAUGGAGCAGAGGUAUUCUUCCGGACGACUUUCCCGAGUAUCGCAGACAAAUGGUACUACAGCUUUCCAAAGCGCACGAAGCCGGUGUACAGUGGAACGACAUCUACUUAGACGCUGAAUGGUGCCUUCCUUGGUGGGAGGGAAUUGAUCCAGUGGAUCUGAAGCCGGGCGAAGGGAAGACUUUGUGGAAGUGGUCGGGUAAUGGCAAAGUCUCGCACGAUUCUAACAAGAAAUCCAAAACAGUAGCCGACCAGCAUAUCAAGGCACUGAAGGAGCUCUUCGAUAAGGAGCUGUCGGGUGACAACUGA
Colletotrichum abscissum is the source of this 450-nucleotide messenger RNA. RefSeq lists its product as uncharacterized. NCBI's taxonomy places the organism in Eukaryota, Fungi, Ascomycota, Sordariomycetes, Glomerellales, Glomerellaceae. The coding region runs from base 1 to 450 and encodes 149 amino acids. The record is from RefSeq and is a predicted model, not a curated record. The transcript has a single exon.